Messenger RNA from Varanus komodoensis (Komodo dragon), 2834 nucleotides. It is a transcript of the gene SPATS2L, whose product is annotated as spermatogenesis associated serine rich 2 like. The coding region runs from base 186 to 1853 and encodes 555 amino acids. The transcript has 12 exons. Gene Ontology annotation, cellular component: cytoplasm. Gene Ontology annotation, molecular function: protein binding. Lineage: Eukaryota; Metazoa; Chordata; Lepidosauria; Squamata; Varanidae. The record is from RefSeq and is a predicted model, not a curated record.
CUUUGCGAAGGAAGCCAGAGGCUGGGAAGAAGACGCCGCCCGCUCGUCGGCAUCAGCCUGCUGCUUCCCAGACCACCUUCCCGCUUUCCGGCUGCGCGCGGAAUCCUUCUCUGCCCGGGCCCGGGCGCCUUCGGCGGGGACAGACCAUUGGCGGAGCGCGAGCUGUUGCUCAAUUCAAAUUGGAGAUGGCAGAAAUCACUUCACAAACAAACAUCAAAGAGAAGAUCAGUGCAGUGCGGUCAAUUGUUCCCAACAAAAGCAACAAUGAAAUAGUGCUGGUGCUACAGCAGUUUGAUAACAAUGUAGACAAGGCUGUACAAGCUUUUAUGGAUGGCAGUGCACUUCAAGUUCUAAAAGAAUGGAAUAUGACAGGGAAAAAGAAGAAUAGCAAAAGGAAAAGAAGCAAAUCCAAACAGCACCACCGUGGCAAAGAUAUGAAAGAUAAAGAUGAUGGAGCAGAAAAGGUGUCUCUGGAAUCCCAGGAGCUGAGUGGCAGCCAUCUGGAUGGAUGUGAUAAGGAUACUUUCCUCAGCAAUCCUACCAGUGAGAAAUCAAAAAUAAUUUCACAAGAUGAAAAGAGCUUGGAAUACAGAGAAGAGACAAAACCAGAAAUUGUAGCAGACAAAAAGACAGAACAGAAGAAAGUAUCUACAAAUGCAGACCAAAAAUAUGUAAAUAGCACAGAGUUGCCUGAUACUUUUCAGCCCUUGCCCCAUCCCCCUUGCAGUGUUGGUCAACUGAAGGCAAAAACACCCACUGUGAAGUCACCUGUCAUUGCUUCCUUUCCGGAAAUAAAAUCAGGAGAUUCAAACAAAAAAAGAGGCCCAAAUAUUGAAAAAUCUGUAAAAGAUCUCCAGCGCUGCACUGUGUCACUGACAAGAUACCGCAUGAUGAUUAAAGAGGAGGUGGAUAAUUCAGUGAAGAAGAUCAAAGCUGCCUUUGCUGAGUUACACAGCUGUAUCAUAGACAAAGAAGUGGCUUUAAUGGCAGAACUUGACAAAGUUAAAGAAGAAGCCAUGGAAAUCUUAACUGCUCGUCAGAAAAAAGCUGAAGAAUUGAAGAGGUUGACAGAUUUAGCUAGUCAGAUGGCAGAGACCCAGCUGGCUGACCUACGGGCUGAAAUUAAGCACUUUGUAAGCGAACGGAAAUAUGACGAAGAACUUGGUAGAUCUGCCCGUUUCUCCUGUGACAUUGAACAGCUGAAGACUCAGAUUCUGCAAUGUGGAGAAAUUUCUCACCCAAAGAAUAAUUACUCCUCAAGAACACCAUCCAGCACUCUGCUUCAAUCAGCAGCUUUGCACACAGCAACCAGCAUACAAAGCACAUAUAUCCAAAAAUCUAGUCGGACUCGUGCCAAGACACCCGAUGGUAAAGCAGCAAUGGCUAAAAACUCAAACCAAGAUACUGCCAGCACCACAGAAUCCUCUCCUCAGAUAAUUUCAACAAACAAACAGAGUGGGUCUUCUAGUCAAAGACGAAGAUUUCAUAUGCAGUAUCACGGUAUUCGAAUCAAUGGCUCUCUCAAGUCACAAAGUGGUGGUAGUGACUCAGAGCAGAACAACUUGAAGGUUAACUCCCGACAAGAAUACAGAAGGCAGCAUCACAAUAGCUUUAGGCCAAAAAAUAAAGGCAUUAUUAAAAUGCAGGAGCAAUCUCCCCUUGCAAAAGGCACGGAAAAUCUAACAUACCCAGAGAAAACACGACGAAAGCAUCCCAUGCCGGGCCCCACAGAGCCCAGACCCUUGUGCAGCAAUAUUACAAAGGUUUCUCCAUGCAAUUUAUGUCCUCCAAGUAUAGAGACCUCCACAGAUCCUCCUGUCCUUUCAGUGCCAGCUGUGACUUUGGUGGCAUGAGGAGUGGGAAAAACAGACUGACAUUUUCAUCUUACCUUACUCACUAAAGGUGCUUUUCUUCCCAAAAAUACUGGCAAAAAUAGCUUGUGAAAAAUACUACAAUCGUGGUACUGAUUUUUUUCCUUAACUAAUACUCUUAGCCAAUAUUGCGCUUUGUACUUUGAAGACUUUGCUCAGUAUACUCAAAAUUAUUUUCUCAUAAUGCAGCUUUUAGCUAGCCAGUACUUAGUACAACAGUCAAAUUGGUGUUGGAAAAUAAAUUGCAGAAGGAUGUCAAUACAUUAUGUGUUUGUUACUGUCUAAUUCGUUGUUUUAUCAGUAGUAAGGGGGGAAAUACUGACAUCCCUGUUGUUGAACUGCAGUCAAGAUGGUUGUUCUCAUAUAAAAAUUGUUUUGACUCUUACAACAUAUGGAACCAAAUUUUUUGUGCAGAACAUUUCUUAGUUCUGUUUCAUGUGACCUAAUUUCAUAAUCUGAGCGAUCUUCAAGAUCAGUCAUAAACAUUUGUUGUAAACAAACUAGCUAACGAACUACAUAUUGAUAUUUUUCUGUGCUGUACUAUUCGUAUGAAAUUGGAUAAGAUGCUUGUUUCUUCAGUCUGAAAUUUAUAUAAGUAACACAAUCCAGUUUUCCAGCCUCUUGCAUCCUUUUUCUAUGACUGUUAGAUUUUAUAUUUGCAGACUAAAAAAAAUGAAUGUUUCAGCCUCCUGUUCAAGUAUUUCUUGUACUCAUCCUUGUGUCUUUAGCAGAGCAAUUAAGUGGAGGAGGGAAAAAUCAAAGUGGAGGAACUUUCCCUACCAUCUUGGCAGCUCAUGCUACAAAGAGAAAGAUGGAGGGGACUGCAUUUUUCCUUUCUUUCUGGGAUUUUCUUUUUUUAAAGCUAUACCUUCCCAUGGCCUUUAAUGAGGAGGAAAUAGACUACCUAGUGAUUAUUCACUGGGCUUAAAAGGGCUGAAUAGUGCCAUCCCGCUAAUCGACCAU